ACGUACCCUUCGAAAAGAAGCUUAUAUUUUAAUUUAAUUGCAUUGGAUUCUUAAUCGUCAAACAUCUCCACGAUUACUGUAAUGGUAAAGUGCAUACAAACACCCAAAAGUAUUACAGCUUUUGCAACACAAAACUUGUGGAAAACUUGACACCAACCAUACAUUCCAUUUUCAUUUGCAAUGGGCAAUGAAGAAGCUGCUGAUUUUUUACUCCCCUGUGCCAUCUGCACCAAAAAUUGCUAUAUAAUUCACGGCAAACAGAAAGAUGAAGAGAGAGAGAGUUUUGGUCGGUCUUCCUACUUCUUCAAAGUUAUGCUAGGAGACUUUGCACAAGAAAUGCGUCUUCCUCCUGCAUUUGUUCCAAAGCUUAGAAAUGAGACUGAGACAGGGAGCAUUGUGGUUCUGCAAGGCCCAACCAGCCAGCACUGGGUUGUUAAGUUAUGUAGUAUUGGUACCGAAAUGGAGUUUGGACAGGGUUGGGAGCAAUUUGUCCAUCACAAUGCAAUAGAAUUGGGGGAUUUUCUAGUGUUUAAGUAUAUCUCCACAUCCUACUUCAAAGUUCGUAUAUUCGGAAGAAGUGGUUGUGAGAAAAACGUCAGUGUCUUCGAUGCUGAGAAGAAAAACUGUGAUUUAGUGAAGAGAUGCCCUGAUCCUCUUCCUGCUGGUGUUAGUCUCAACAGUGUUGAAUCCAUGGACAGUAAGCCACCAGUCUAUUUGGUGUCUGACGAGGAAGAGAAGAAUGAUAAAAGAGAGGCAGUGGCUGAAAAUCAAUGGAAAAAACUAAAACCCUCUCCUCCUUUUUGUCCAAAAUGUCCAAAACCCUCUCCUCCUUUUUGUCCAAAAUGUCCAAUACCCUCUCCUCCUUUUUUUCCAAGUUAUCCUCUGGAGAAUCGUGGAUGUUGGCAGCCAUCAGUUGCUGGAAAGAAGCACCAAGCGAUGAAAGCUGCAGAGAAUGGGACCGAAGAAAAGAGUUUUCACAGAACACACUAUAUUUCUUGCAGGCGUCCUGUGACCGAAGCAGAAAGGAACCAGGCCCUUGAGGCUGCUCAGUCUUUCACACUGAAUACACCGUUUUGUUUCAUAACGAUGAAACCAAGUCAUGUAUACCACACAUUUUGGGUUAGUAUGCCAUUAAAAUUUCGUUAUCUCCAAUUACCAAGAGAAAGAAUGGAAGUAAUUCUUGUGGGUCCUAACAACAAGGAAUGGCAUGUACAAUACCUGGGGAACCGUACUACCCCAGUCCUGAGAGGAGGGUGGAAAUAUUUUUCACGUGAUAAUAAUCUAGAGGAAGGUGAUGUCUGUGUCUUUGAGCUGGAAAACAAUAGCAAAAACAAAAUUCGAGUCCAUAUUUUCAGGGUUGUCAAUACAUGUACUCCUUACAAGAAGACGAUGGAAGGCGAACUGGUGAAUCAUAGCAUUUCAUUGCCUACGUUCCACUCUAGUAAGAAACUACAAGUCAAUGAAAUCACAUGGGAAGAUCCUGCGCACAAUUUAUCAGAAAAACCAUUUGGACCAGAACAGGGAACAGAUGCAAGGCCAGGAAUAAACGAAGUGCAAGGGAGCAAGAGGGCUAGCAGUGGAAGCAAUUAUCUUGACAUUUUAGAUAAGAAAGCAGCUUGCAAGGAUAAUACAUCUUUUUCUGAAAAAUGUUAUUUGCCAGAGUUUCAACAGACAAAGUUAUUGCACCCUGCAUCAUCUGCAGAUGAACAAAAAUCAAUUGGCAGGAAUACAGCGGUGCUAGCAAACGAAAUCUCUCAUCUAGAUGGCGUGAAGGACAAAGAAGACUUAAUGAUUACUGUGGAAGGCAAUGAUGCAUCUCAUGGAAUGCCUGCCAUCACUCAUGCAUUGAUUCCAUCUCAAGAGCACAUUCUUGAAGGACCUUUGAUGAACGAGUUAGUUCCAUUAGUGAGUCCAUCCCCUGAGGUAGUGAGUUUGGUGGUUGCAUUGUCACCAGAAGCAGCCACAGCUCUAGCUGAUAUGAAUGGAGAAGCAACUUGAGAAGCAGGAUCAAGCAUUCGCAAUAAGAUUGUGAAACUAGAACCUUAAAUUAUACAACCACAGGAUCCUGUUGAUGAUCUUUUGACAAAUCCAACUGGUAAAUUGGAUAGCAGAAUUACUAGAGAAGCUGACAAACUCCUUAAAUUGAUACAAGUAUAAAAAUCAAUAUUUGCAUCAAAUUCAGAAUGUAACAGUGACAUCUGAAUCAACUGAACUUGCUGAUAUGAAUGGUGAAGCAAUUUGAGAAACAGGUUCAAGCAUGAUCAACAAGAUCGUGAGUCUAGAACCUCAAAUGAUACUAGCACAGGAGCCUGUUGACGAUCUUUUGACAAAUCCAGCUGGUAGGUUGGAUAGCAAAUUACUAGAGAAGCUGACACUCUUUAAAUUGACAGAAGCAUAGAAUCAAUCUUUGCAUCAAAUUCAGAAUGGAGUGGUGACAUCUGAAUCAACUGAGCUUACCUGAAGGAAGUACAUGGUAUCAUUUUAGUCGAAGCACAUAACCACAUAUUCCACAGUUCAUGAAUACAAAAAACUGGAUGGUAAAUGCUUUUCAAAAUUUAAACCGAGUUAACUGGUUAUCUACUUUAAACAAAUUGAGAAGCAAAGUUCACGGUUGUUCAUUUAUAACAAAAAUUGGUUCUCUGUGACAUUGUAUCCUUAAACAACUUCUUCAUUAGUUAUAUAACAUGAUUCUACCCAGCGCUUGGAGGAUGUCUAGAAUAGCAGGACUUAUUUCUGCAAUCUUGUUUUCUCCUUACUAAUGGAAUGUUAUGCAGCAUUACCUAUUUAAUAAAAAAUCACAUAACCUUACUUA
This is a messenger RNA of Cryptomeria japonica (Japanese cedar), 2812 nucleotides long. Its product is annotated as B3 domain-containing protein Os01g0723500. Bases 181 to 1998 code for a protein of 605 amino acids. The record is from RefSeq and is a predicted model, not a curated record. Lineage: Eukaryota; Viridiplantae; Streptophyta; Pinopsida; Cupressales; Cupressaceae. The transcript is spliced from 5 exons. Gene Ontology annotation, molecular function: DNA binding.